Messenger RNA from Gastrolobium bilobum, 1420 nucleotides. Its product is annotated as ATPase GET3A-like. Gene Ontology annotation, molecular function: ATP hydrolysis activity; ATP binding. Gene Ontology annotation, cellular component: GET complex. The record is from RefSeq and is a predicted model, not a curated record. Gene Ontology annotation, biological process: post-translational protein targeting to endoplasmic reticulum membrane. The transcript is spliced from 7 exons. Bases 134 to 1201 code for a protein of 355 amino acids. Lineage: Eukaryota; Viridiplantae; Streptophyta; Magnoliopsida; Fabales; Fabaceae.
UUCGUUUUUUGUUGAUGGAAAUCUUAAGAGCAAAGAAAAGGGUCUUGUUUUUCUCUCUCUGAUUCACUCUGAAGUUGUGGUUCUUCUUGACCUUUUUCCAUUGAAGCAGAGAGAGAGAGAGAGAGAGAGAGAGAUGGCAGAUCAAGAGGGAACAUUGCAAAACAUAAUGGAGCAAGAGACACUGAAAUGGGUCUUCGUUGGUGGGAAAGGUGGCGUUGGCAAAACCACAUGCAGUUCCAUUCUCUCUAUCCUUCUUGCAAGUGCACGCGACUCUGUUCUCAUCAUUUCAACUGACCCAGCUCACAACCUCAGUGAUGCUUUUCAGCAACGUUUCACAAAGACUCCAACUUUGGUUAAUGGCUUCACAAACCUUUAUGCUAUGGAGGUGGAUCCUACUGUUGAACAUGAGGACAUGCGCGGUUCUGAGGGGAUGGAUAGUUUGUUCUCAGAGCUAGCAAGUGCGAUACCUGGGAUUGACGAGGCAAUGAGCUUUGCUGAGAUGUUGAAAUUGGUGAAGACGAUGGAUUAUUCUGUUAUAGUCUUUGAUACUGCUCCCACUGGUCAUACACUCAGACUUUUGCAAUUUCCAUCAAUUUUAGAAAAAGGUCUUGCAAAAGUGAUGUCUUUGAAAAGUAAAUUUGGCGGUGUGUUUAAUCAGAUGUCUCAAAUGUUUGGCAUGGAUGAUGGUUUUAGUGAUGAUGCAAUUCUUGGGAAGCUUGAAGGCAUGAAGGAUGUGAUCGAACAAGUUAAUCAGCAAUUUAAAGACCCGGACAUGACAACUUUUGUCUGUGUUUGCAUUCCGGAAUUCCUCUCAUUAUAUGAGACAGAGAGAUUGGUUCAGGAACUCACGAAGUUUGAGAUUGACACACACAAUAUCAUCAUUAAUCAAGUACUCUAUGAUGAUGAUGAUGUUGAAUCCAAGUUACUUAAAGCAAGGAUGAAAAUGCAAAAGAAGUAUAUUGACCAGUUUUACAUGUUGUAUGAUGACUUUAACAUUACCAAGCUGCCAUUGCUCCCAGAAGAGGUUACUGGGGUUGAAGCACUGAAAGGAUUUUCAAAACAUUUUUUGUCACCAUAUCAACCCUUAUCUAGUAGAGACCAAGUAGAACGGCUAGAGAGAAGAGUAUCAAUACUGAAGCAGCAACUAAAAGAUGCAGAAGAAGAAUUAGAUAAACUCAAAAAGGGGAAGCAAAAGGUUUGAUGGCCUACUUUCAUCAAUAAUGCCAUUGUAGGCCUUUUUGGGUUGAGAUUCUUUUCAAGUUUACAUACAGAUAAAGCAUCAUAUUCUGCAUUGAGCUUCAAAGAUAAGUUCAUUCUGUAUUGUACUUCAAUCUAAUGUUGCAGUGACCUUUUCGAUGUAAAGACAAAACAAAAAUAUGUUGUGGUUAAUUGAAUAUUGUGUACUUGUAUCUUCCAAAUU